AAGACAUGGAAAGAGAUCGUGUUGAAAUACAAAUUGAAAAUAAUAAAGGUCAAAUAAAAGAAUCGGCACUAUUUACAAAAAGUGCGGCAAUUAGUCAGGACGAAUCAUUUCUAGUUAUAUUUGAUUCAAUUGACGAUAAGUAUGAAAAUGUCACAAUACGAAUGUAUAACGUCAAUAUCGAUGAAGCGGGAAAUAAAGAUCUUGCUGAAACAUUUGAACCAUUUGAACCAUUUGAACCAUUAAAACUUACACUUAACUUUACUGAUGAGCAUGAAGAACAAAGUAGGUUGAUGGAGUCAAGUUCUUUUUCAAGUUGGUCUAUUGCUGUAUCAAAUGAGUAUCAUGAAA
Molecule: messenger RNA, 348 nt
Organism: Racocetra persica
Lineage: Eukaryota; Fungi; Glomeromycota; Glomeromycetes; Diversisporales; Gigasporaceae
Source: the annotation of a GenBank genome assembly